AUGACAUCUCAAGCUUACGUUUUGGGGGUAGGAAUGACCCAGUUUCUGAAGCCACGUCGCACUCGUGAAUACCCAGAACUUGGCUAUGAGGCAGCAGUCAAAGCUCUAAUCGAUGCGCAUAUCACAUACGAUGAUGUACAAGCAGGUGUGGCCUGCUAUUGCUACGGCGACACGACUUCUGGCCAGCGGAUUAUGUACCAGCUAGGAAUGACGGGGAUUCCAAUUUACAAUACUAACAAUGCAUGUGCUACUGGAUCUACUGGCCUUUAUCUUGCCCGUACUCUGGUCAGAGGAGGCCAGGCGGACUGUGUCCUCGUUGUCGGCUUCGAACAGAUGCGCCCAGGGUCAAUCAAGAGUGUAUGGGACGAUCGGCCUAGUCCAUUGGGACCAUCGACCAAAAUGAUGGAAGACACGUUCGGUAAACAUCAAAGCCCUCGGAAUGCUCAGUAUUUUGGCAAUGCCGGACAAGAGUACAUGGACAAAUAUGGCGCCAAAGCGGAAGACUUUGGUGAAAUUGCUCGCGUGUCGCAUGAACACUCCCAGCGAAACCCGUAUGCCCAGUUCCGAACUGCAUACUCCCUGGAUCAGAUCUUGGAUCCGAAAACACAGAUCUAUGGGCCCCUAACCAAGCUCCAGUGCUCCCCAACUAGUGACGGUGCUGCAGCGGCAAUCAUUGUAUCCCAGCGGUUCUUGGAUGCGCGUCCUUACCUCAAAUCCCAGGCUAUUCUCAUGGCGGGCCAACAGUUAUUGACUGACGGACCAGAGGUAUAUUCCCGAAGCGCAAUUGAUCUCGUUGGGUUCAAUAUGUCGCGACAAGCUGCCCGGCUCGCGAUGCGGGAGGCUGGUGUCGGAGUAAAAGAUAUCAAGGUUUGCGAGCUUCACGACUGUUUCUCUACCAACGAGCUUCUACUGCUUGACGCACUUGGCUUCUCAGAGCCAGGGAAAGCCCACGAGAUGGUUCGUCGGGGGGACAUCACGUAUGGAGGUAACGGCCUGGUUGUGAACCCAUCUGGCGGGCUGAUCUCAAAAGGUCACCCUCUAGGGGCCACAGGGUUGGCUCAGUGUGCGGAACUUACUUGGCAACUCCGCGGUUGGGCUAACAAUCGUCUUGUCCCUGGCACUGAUGUCGCUUUGCAGCACAACCUCGGUUUGGGAGGAGCAGUGGUGGUAACUAUCUACAAGCGAGCCGAUGGACAGGUCAGCCACCCCAUUUCAGAUAAAGAUAUCAAGAGGGUUUCUGGUUUGGGGUACAAUCCUGCAGUCGAAGCUCGGUACAUCACACCUCAGGAUGGCGAACACGUCCGCAGUAAAACAAAGCAACACGGGUACCCGCUCCAAGAAACGGCCGAGAAGCUCAGAGCGCGUAUUUAA
Penicillium griseofulvum is the source of this 1371-nucleotide messenger RNA. RefSeq names its product 3-Oxoacyl-[acyl-carrier-protein (ACP)] synthase III. The transcript has 3 exons. Gene Ontology annotation, molecular function: acyltransferase activity, transferring groups other than amino-acyl groups. The record is from RefSeq and is a predicted model, not a curated record. The coding region runs from base 1 to 1371 and encodes 456 amino acids. NCBI's taxonomy places the organism in Eukaryota, Fungi, Ascomycota, Eurotiomycetes, Eurotiales, Aspergillaceae.